UCAAUGAGAUUGUCUUAUCAAUAUCAUUAUGUAGAUUCUAACAUGAAUUGUGAUGUGGUGGCGUGACGGUGUUUGCGUUCACGGACGAAGCGUGGAGCCUGCUGCCGUACAGUCUGCGCCGGCAGCUGUCGGCCGACCCGGGCCGCCUGCGCCAGCUGCUGCUGCACCACGUCACGCCGCUGGCCGUGCCGCUGUCCGCCUUCAACGACAACAUGGUGCUGAAGAGCGCCAGCCCCAGCGGCGCCACGCUGCGCAUCAACAUCUACCAGAUGAGCCGCUACAGCAAGAGAGUGGUGACGGUGAACGGCGCCCAGGUGCUGCGGAGUGACGCCAGCUCCUCCAGCGGCGGCGUGAUCCACGUGCUGGACAAGGCGCUGGUCGCCGAGGCCGUGUUGGACGCCCUGCAGUACGUCUCGACCCAGCAGUGCGCCGACCUGGACUUCUCCGGUGUAUCGAACAUGCUCUCCAAGCUGGGGGUGUCACAGCUGCUGAGUCAGCAGGCGCCGCUGACCCUGUUCCUGCCGAUAUCAGCCGCCUUCUCCGACCCCAACUCGCUGAUGGAGGACUUCAGCAACAGCACCAAAGUCAUGCAAAACUCGCUGCUGUACCACAUGGUUCCGGGGACGUUCUACAGCGCCGGACUGCGUGACGGACAGUGGCUGGAGACGCUGCUCGACGGACAGGAGCUCGAGCUUCAGGUUGUCACCGACGGAUACACGCGUCGCAUUUCUACAGUCAGCAAACAGGCUCAGGUGAUACGCGCCGACAUCCCGAUCUCAAACGGCGUCAUCCACAUCGUCGACUUUGUGCUGCGGCCCGAGCGCAACCUCCAGCGCUGCGACGUCCGCCGCUAGGUGGCAGCACCGACCACCUUCUGGCCGCCAGCUGGCAGCAUCAGCCACGCACGUGACCGCCAGGUGGCAGCUCAGGCGGUGAUGAUCAGGGAGGUGUUUGGAAAUUGGAAUGCGGUAUUAUGUUGGUAGCUCGGUAUUUACUUUUGCGAGGCCUGGUGUUAACCUGGAUGAAGCACUUCUUUCCAGCUCGAGAAGAUGCAAAUAAGUUUGUCGAUCACUGCGAAUGUGAACAUAGUUACCUAUAAUACCUAUUUGUACGCAAUGCUCGUGUUGUGCGUGAAAACCUACUGCGUGGCCCGAUCAAAACCAGUGUUGAAUGGGUAUGUGUGUCGCGAAAGCUGCUGUCGGUCCGAAUGUGCUAUGCCGCAAGGAGGAAGUGGACUUACCAGAUGACAAGUCUUUCUAAUGCUGCGUUGCUGUUAGUUGCAGUAGUUUAUGCACAUGCACAAACACGGUUUGCGCGUUAUCACGUGCGGUAAAUUACACUAACUAGGUCAUGUGAUCGUCAAACAAAACAUGGAAAGGUACGCUGUCUUGGAAUUUGGGUAUCGUUCGAGAUAGAUAACCGAGUGUUAUGUGUGAAAACGUUGAUUUGCUCGUUACAAUAUACAGUUUUUAUUGUUUAAAGCUGCGGUGU
Messenger RNA from Amphibalanus amphitrite, 1491 nucleotides. RefSeq names its product periostin-like. The record is from RefSeq and is a predicted model, not a curated record. Gene Ontology annotation, cellular component: extracellular matrix. The coding region runs from base 213 to 854 and encodes 213 amino acids. Gene Ontology annotation, biological process: cell adhesion; extracellular matrix organization. The transcript has 6 exons. Gene Ontology annotation, molecular function: cell adhesion molecule binding. NCBI's taxonomy places the organism in Eukaryota, Metazoa, Arthropoda, Thecostraca, Balanomorpha, Balanidae.